Messenger RNA from Soboliphyme baturini, 480 nucleotides. The record is from the annotation of a GenBank genome assembly. Lineage: Eukaryota; Metazoa; Nematoda; Enoplea; Dioctophymatida; Soboliphymatidae.
GGAUAAACGCCAUGAUUCCCAACAUUAACAUAGGUGAAAUUUAACUAAUGCAAUUUGAAAUUUUUAGGCUCGCAAAUUAGCGAAAGACCCAGCCGUCAAGUUGGAAGAGCAACAGCCGGAAUUGGCGCAGUGGGUUUUUUCAUCGAGCGAAAGCGAAGACGAAGAAAGCGACGCGGAAACGAAGAACACAACGGCUAAAGGUAGCGAAGCUAUCCCUGAGAUUAGAACCGAAAAGGUGCAAGAGCAAGUCGUCGAGGAAGAGGUAUGGUUGUAUUCAUGGUUUCUCAUGUCCGCCGUUUCAUUGAUAUUCAGCCAUGUUCUUAAUCAGUGCUUUCGUUUUGCAAAUAUUGUAUAUUUAGUACAAUUUAGUUUUAUGAUUAAUUUUAUAGUCCCCUCUACACUUUCUUAUGUGUCCAAUCCGUCGUAUAGCAUUGUUGUCUGCACCUCACUUUAUUCCAGAAUAGUUUGUUUUUUGUAGUU